This is a messenger RNA of Neopelma chrysocephalum (saffron-crested tyrant-manakin), 993 nucleotides long. It is a transcript of the gene POLR2E, whose product is annotated as RNA polymerase II subunit E. Gene Ontology annotation, molecular function: DNA-directed RNA polymerase activity; DNA binding. NCBI's taxonomy places the organism in Eukaryota, Metazoa, Chordata, Aves, Passeriformes, Pipridae. The record is from RefSeq and is a predicted model, not a curated record. The coding region runs from base 77 to 709 and encodes 210 amino acids. The transcript has 8 exons. Gene Ontology annotation, cellular component: RNA polymerase III complex; RNA polymerase I complex; RNA polymerase II, core complex. Gene Ontology annotation, biological process: DNA-templated transcription.
GACCGCCCAGGCGCCGCCUGUGUGCGCGCGGGGCAGGCGGCAGCGCGGGCAGCCCGCGGGGGCCUGAGCGGGCAGCAUGGACGACGAGGAGGAGACGUACCGGCUGUGGAAGAUCCGCAAGACCAUCAUGCAGCUCUGCCACGACCGCGGGUACCUGGUGACCCAGGACGAGCUGGACCAGACGCUGGAGGAGUUCAAGGCGCAGUUCGGGGACAAGCCCAGCGAGGGCCGCCCCCGCCGCACCGACCUGACCGUGCUGGUGGCUCACAACGACGACCCCACCGACCAGAUGUUCGUCUUCUUCCCCGAGGAGCCCAAGGUGGGGAUCAAGACGAUCAAGAUGUACUGCCAGCGCAUGCAGGAGGAGAACAUCACCCGGGCCCUGAUCGUGGUGCAGCAGGGAAUGACCCCCUCGGCCAAGCAGUCCCUGGUGGACAUGGCUCCCAAAUACAUCCUGGAGCAGUUCCUGCAGCAGGAGCUUCUGAUCAACAUCACUGAGCACGAGCUGGUCCCAGAGCACGUUGUCAUGACCAAGGAGGAGGUGACAGAGCUACUGGCCCGAUACAAACUGAGGGAGAACCAGCUGCCCAGGAUCCAAGCCGGGGACCCCGUGGCCCGGUACUUUGGGAUAAAGCGCGGCCAGGUGGUGAAGAUCAUCAGGCCGAGCGAGACGGCAGGACGGUACAUCACCUACAGGCUGGUGCAGUGACCCCAGAGUGGGGUGUGAGGAGUUGUGUGACACCUCCCAGUCUCCCCUCCCAGCAGCAGUUUACAGGCACUUGGAGCUUCCUGCCCUUCCAGAGCUGGCCAAGGAAAUCCUCUUCCCACGUUGCCUCUCUGCAGUCCUGUCACUGGGCCUCCCUCCCCGUUUUCCAGCUUGGACUUUGCUGGAAAGCAAAGGACUCAGCCGUGGGGUCCUGAAGUGAGUGGGAAAGGCCUUUUUUUCCCUGUUUUAUGGGCUCUGGUUUGUAAUAAAGGUUUGUACCCUCAGUG